Microthlaspi erraticum is the source of this 654-nucleotide messenger RNA. NCBI's taxonomy places the organism in Eukaryota, Viridiplantae, Streptophyta, Magnoliopsida, Brassicales, Brassicaceae. The record is from the annotation of a GenBank genome assembly.
AUGAAGAGUCUUUCAUUUCUUGCAUGUCUGUCUCUCUUUGCUUUAAUAUUUCAAUUCGCCAUUGCUGCUGAUCCAAGCCAACUUCAAGACUUCUGCGUCGCCGUAAACAGUCCAGCAAAUGGUGUGUAUGUGAACGGAAAGUUCUGCAAAGACCCAGCGCUUGUCACAGCGAAUGACUUCUAUACCACAGGGCUUAAUCAGCGGAAACCCACAAAUAAUACGGCUGGAGCAACUGCGACAUUUCUAACUGUUAAUAACUUUCCAGGGUUAAACACUCUCGGACUAUCCUUUGCCCGUGCAGACUUUGCAGUAAACGGGCUGGUCCCAUUUGACUACCAUUCACGUGCCAGCGAGAUCUUGCUUGUCACUGAAGGAACACUUGUGGCAGGUUUUGUCGCGUCCGACCAACGCUACUUCAUCAAAACACUAAACGUGGGAGACGUUUUUUUGUUUCCACAGGGACUCAUCCAUUUCGCAGCCAAUGUAGGACAAGGCCCAGCAGUUGCAUUUGCUGCUUUUAACAGUCAAGACCCUGGUACUACCUUUAUUCCUAACACCGUGUUUGGGUCUAACCCGCCGAUAAAUCCGGCUCUCCUUGCAAAGGCGUUUCAGUUGAACAUCACGACGAUCAUGGAACUACAGGCCAAAUUCUGA